UAGAAAAGUCUCUUUUGUCGUUUUAUUAUUCCGUUCCACGUUAAUCGUAUGUAUUAUACAUACUUAAACGCUGUGCCCUCGGUGUUUAUGACUUUAUACUAUAGAUUUUAAUGAUAUUUUACGAUUUAUCGAAGGAAAGUUUACGUAUUCGAAGGACAACACAAUGUUAUUGUUACUCCUCCUUGUAAUUCUUCUAUCUAAUUCUUAUGCCAUCGAGGGAUCUUCCGAAUUUUCAUGGAAAACGAAUGAUAUUCUUUCGAAAUUCAUCGUAGACGCCACUUUUCAUCUUUUUCCACCGUCAAGAAUAUCUGCACGUUUAUGCUUUUCUAAAGACGAUAUAAUCGGCUUAUCAAAGGAAAUGUCGAAAAGACAUCUGUUACAUGAUAUUCGAAAUGAAUUCGAUCGGCUCGAUCCUAAAAUUUAUGAUAAUUUAGAACACAGAAAUUUGUAUGUUAUCAAUCUCGAUUGUGACCGUGCAAUAGACAUCUUAAAUGAGGCAAAUUCUAAAAGAAUGUUCGUUGCUCCGACAAAAUGGUUAUUUUUGAAAGAUUCAAGGACAAUAUUAAAUACGAAGGAUCUACAAUUUAUAAUGAAAACAUUUCGUAAUUUUACUAUUUAUCCGGACAGCGACGUUAUUAUAGCACGAAGGAUUAAAAAGAAUUUUCUAGAACUAUUAUCAAUAUAUCGUCCUAGUCCUUAUCGAGAUGUAAUUUUAGAGGAUCGUGGAAAUUGGUCGUUUACACGUGGGAUCGUUAUGAAAAAUUAUGAUCCAGCAUCCCGUAGACGAAGAAAUCUUCAGCUUACUCCACUUAAAUCCUGUCUCGUGAUGACAGAUCCAGACACGAUCAAUCAUUUAACUGAUUAUCACAAUAAACAUAUAGAUCCAGUUACGAAGGCUGGUUAUUCAUGUGUACUUCAUUUGGUAAAUCGAAUGAAUGCGACGGUAACAUUCAAUAUAGCAGAUACAUGGGGUUAUCGUGAUGAAAAUGGAUCGUGGAAUGGUAUGACCGGCAUGUUGCAACGUCGUGAAAUUGAUUUCGGAGGAACUGGAACUUUUUUUAUAAAAGAACGAAUAGGAAUAGUUAAAUAUAUACAACUUUACACGCAUACUGGAUCACGUUUUAUAUUUCGACAACCAUUGCUUUCGACAGUAAGCAACAUAUUUGUCUUGCCUUUUCAUCGUUCGGUUUGGAUAGCUAUUGGUGUCCUCAUUCUUCUCAUUAUUACUUUACUCUUUAUAUCUAUGAAAUGGGAAUAUAAUUGCGGAGCAUCAGCAAAGUCUGCGAUAUAUUGGAAACAGAUGAAUCCUGGCAAGCCAACUAUUGGCGAUGAUAUAUUGGUUAUUCUUGGAGCAUUUUUCCAACAAGGAUAUGCUUAUGAACCUUAUCAAAUUCCUUCACGUAUUGUCACCUUAAUGUUAUUGAUAGCUGCAUUGAGUCUGUACACUUCUUAUACAGCAAAUAUUGUUGCUUUGCUUCAAUCAACGACAAAUUCUAUUCAAACGGUUACUGAUCUUUAUAAUAGUCCAUUAAAACUAGGUGUACAAGAUGCUGUAUAUAAUCGAUACUAUUUUAAUUCUUUUAAGGAUCCAAUAAGAAGGACUCUCAUAGAUGAAAAAAUUGAACCAAAGGGUAAAAAAUCUUCUUGGAUGUCUAUUGAACAAGGUGUUCAAAAAAUAAGAGAUGAGCUCUUUGCUUUUCAUGGUGAAGUUGGUACUGUUUAUAAAAUAAUACAAGAAACUUUUCAAGAGGAUGAAAAAUGUGGCUUAACUGCUAUCAAUUUUUUAAAUGUACUUUAUCCACUCUUUAUCAUUCAAACACAAUCUCCAUAUUUGGAAAUUUUUAAAAAUAGUGCUUUAAUAAUACAAGAAACUGGUUUAAAAUAUCGAGAAGAGAGACGUUUAUAUACAAGAAAGCCCAAAUGUGAUGGUCACAUGAGUUUCAUAAGCAUAGGAUUUACUGAAAGUCACUUUGCAUUGGUGAUAAUGGGAUGUGGCAUAAUUAUCACUUUUUUUGUACUAGCUAUGGAACUUCUGUGGCAUAGAAUGCAAAAAUCAAAAAUGAAAGAUAUUAGAGAAGAUAUGGAGGCAAUUGACAAUGAUAGUCAAGUUCUUACACCUUAGUUGAAAAAUUAUUGCCUAUAUUUUCCUUUGAAUUCAUUAUUAUUUGAUAAUUAGUGCUUUAACUCUAUAGCAAUAUAAAUAAUUAUAUUAUAAAAAAGAAAUAUAAAAUAAUAUAAAUACAAAAUUAA
Molecule: messenger RNA, 2250 nt
Organism: Vespa crabro (European hornet)
Lineage: Eukaryota; Metazoa; Arthropoda; Insecta; Hymenoptera; Vespidae
Product: glutamate receptor ionotropic, delta-1-like
Exons: 10
Coding region: 164-2122 (652 amino acids)
Cellular component (GO): membrane
Molecular function (GO): ligand-gated monoatomic ion channel activity
Source: RefSeq, a predicted model, not a curated record